GUAUUUAAUGUUCGGCUCCGCCCGAACUUAGACUUUCUUACUUGUUUUUUUUUAAUUUGCUCCAAAUAAUUGAUAUUCUUCUUUUAAAUGAGAUUUCGAAGCCAAUGGCGGAAAGGCUAAAGUCACUUAUAACGAAGCACCGCAAAAAUUAUGUCCGGUUUUUUAAUGACACGCUUAAACCGAAACACCACUUUAUGGUGCAUUAUUUUUCUAUAAUAUUAUUAUUUUCUAUAAUAAUCUGGUCCUACCCGUCAUUAUUGGUCAUUUGAAGCAAAACAUAAAGAUUUCAAAGCAUAUGCUAGAAACAUUACUAGUCGAAGAAAUAUAUGUGUAUCCAUUUAAAAAAAAUACCAACUAAAAUUUGCGAAGUUUUUGCUUGACCCCGAGGAAGGAAUGUAUUCCAUUUCUCCAAGUCAUCUUAUUCUUCAUUCAGAAUAUGAAGAAAUAAUUUACAAUUUCUGCGCUCGAAAUAAGAUAAAUAAAUAAAUAAAUAGUUUUCGCUGCUAUUCCCAAUGUAUUUAUCGCUCUAAGAAAUAUAUAAAAGGUUGUUUCAUUGUUCAAUACGAUGACAAAAUUUGUGCUGAAAAUGCUUUAGUUUAUGAAAUAAUUGAAGUUGCUAUUUUCACGGAGUGCGACUCAGUUCAUCUUAUUUGUCAGCGAAUAAAAAUACAACAAUAUAAUAAACAUUUUGCAGCAUACGUUGUACAUACUCCUGCAAUAUUAAAUCAACGUGAGCUAAUCGUUUUAUCUGCUGAAAUUUUGUCUGGUCCACCAAUAAAUGGACAUAAAACUACGCGUUGAAAAAUGAUGAUUCGUCCAACACAAUUUUGCUAACGCCUAAAAUACAAGCCCAAAAUAAUAACAUAGUAUUAGUUCUAGGAGAGUUUUAGCAAGAGAGUAAAACUUAAUGUCAUGGAACCGGUAGAACCAGUCGCAAUGUUUGUUUCCAGCGCAGCUUGCACAUCUUCAAACUUCCUCAAUUUUGAUGAAAUCACAAAUGAAGCAAAUUCUAAAGGGAGUCAUGCAACCCAAACUGUGAACGACAUGCACGUUUUAAGUUGCUCACCGAACAUAAUUCAAGAUAAAAAUGGACCGAAUUACUCUCUUGGAUUGGAAAGUCGUUAUGGUAGCAAUGAAAAUCGAACUGAAUUAGCUAAUAUUCCGUGCAGCUGGAAUUUGGGACAAGUAUACGAUUUCUUCGUGCAGCAACAAUUGUUUAUAGGCAUCCAAAGCACUUAUCAAAAACAAUGGCUGAAAAUCUUUUUGUAAACACUGAUCUUUCCCUUGGUGGUCGAGUGGAGUUUGUUUUUAUCAAUGGUCUCAAUGGAUCAAAUCCUUUGAAAAGUCC
Rhagoletis zephyria (snowberry fruit fly) is the source of this 1348-nucleotide messenger RNA. RefSeq lists its product as uncharacterized. The record is from RefSeq and is a predicted model, not a curated record. Lineage: Eukaryota; Metazoa; Arthropoda; Insecta; Diptera; Tephritidae.